Molecule: messenger RNA, 2412 nt
Organism: Closterium sp. NIES-65
Lineage: Eukaryota; Viridiplantae; Streptophyta; Zygnematophyceae; Desmidiales; Closteriaceae
Source: the annotation of a GenBank genome assembly
AUGCGUGCAUUGCGCUCCGAUUGCCCCAAGGAGGGGGACGAGGCUGCGGUAAUGCUGCAUCUCAUCAAGACAGCUCAGGCGCAGCAUGGAGGUCGCUACGGCGACUACCAGCGCUACCGGCGGUACUGCUCCGCUCGUCUGCGCCGAUUGUUCCGGUCGCUGCGCUUCCUCCACGGCAAGGGCAAGUACCAGCGCAAGUCGCUCGAGCCCAACACUGUCACCGAUGUCAGGCAUCUGCACAUCCCGCUGUUCUCGGCGGAGCGCGCGUGGGCGUACGCGAUGGAGCUCAAGCAGGCCAUCAGCGAGGCGGGCUCCGCCGCCGCCGCGCAGGCCGCCUUCGCGCGCAAGCGCGCGCACCUUCUGCGCCGCCUGGCGCGUGCGGCCAGAUGGGCGGACGGGUUCUCGCGCCUGUGCGCCGCCAGGGCCGACUCCAAAACCGCGCUGGAGGCGGAGGCAUACGCGUCCUACAUGUGGGGCACAGUGCUCAUGGAGCGUGAAACGGACUUCGACGCCGCCCUGCAGAAGUUCAGCCGCGCGCGCACGGUGUACGAGCAGCUGGGGCGAGUGGGCGACGUGGAGGAGCAGAUGGAGUGUCGGCAGCGGGCGGAGGAGAUGGAGCCCAGCAUCCGCUUCUGCCGCUACAAGAUGGGCGCCCACGCCCCCAACAGUGACUCCUCCGCUGCCGCCUCCAACCUGCUCGACCUCUCCGCUCACGAGGGCCCUGGGGCCGACCUGCUGCAGUCCAAGCUUGAGGCGGUGAUGGAAGAGGCGCGGUCACGCGAGGCAGCCAACCUGGCGGAGCUGGACUGGCUGGGGCGCAAGUACUCCGUGCUCAACGCCAAGACGCGUGUUUGCAUCCUCAAAGCACAGCAGCUGGAGGCUGAGGUGGCAUCUGCUGACGUGGCAAACGACCGUCGGCUGAACCUGUACGACAAGAUCUUUGUGGCGUACCACGAUGCUAAGCGGCUCAUCCGAGAUGACAUGGACGCGGAGCGGAUCUGUACAUCAGAUCGGAGCCGGGAAGGCAGCCCGCAGCCAGCGAUCCGUGGGAUCUGGCAGGAGGCCAGCACGGAGUGGAUGACGACGUGGACAUGGACGCGCCAAGCGUUGACGGCAACUAGGAAGAUUCCCCUGCUGCGUGGGGAGGCGGGAGGCGCGCUGGCGCCGACGGAGACGAUUCCCCUGCUGCGCGGGGAGGCGGGAGGCGCGCUGGCGUCGACGGAGACUAUUCCCCUGCUGCGCGGGGAGGCGGGAGGCGCGCUGGCGCCGACGGAGACGAUUCCCCUGCUGCGCGGGGAGGCGAGAGGCGCGCUGGCGCCGACGGAGACGAUUCCCCUGCUGCGCGGGGAGGCGGGAGGCGCGCUGGCGCCGACGGAGACGAUUCCCCUGCUGCGCGGGGAGGCGGGAGGCGCGCUGGCGCCGACGGAGACGAUUCCCCUGCUGCGCGGGGAGGCGGGAGGCGCGCUGGCGCCGAUGGAGGCGAUUCCCCUACUGCGCGGGGAGGCGGGAGGCGCGCUGGCGCCGACGGAGACGAUUCCCCUCCUGCGCAGGGAGGCGGGAGGCGCGCUGGCGCCGACGGAGACGAUUCCCCUGCUGCGUGGGGAGGCGGGAGGCGCGCUGGCGCUGACGGAGACGAUUCCCCUGCUGCGCGGGGAGGCGGGAGGCGCGCUGGCGCCGACGGAGACUAUUCCCCUGUUGCGCGGGGAGGCGGGAGGCGCGCUGGCGCCGACGGAGGCGAUUCCCCUGCUGCGCGGGGAGGCGGGAGGCGCGCUGGCGCCGACGGAGAUGAUUCCCCUGCUGCGCGGGGAGGCGGUAGGUGCGCUGGCGCCGACGGAGACGAUUCCCCUGCUGCGCGGGGAGGCGGGAGGCGCGCUGGCGCCGACGGAGACGAUUCCCCUGCUGCGCGGGGAGGCGGGAGGCGCGCUGGCGCCGACGGAGACGAUUCCCCUGCUGCGCGGGGAGGCGGGAGGCGCGCUGGCGCCGACGGAGGCGAUUCCCCUGCUGCGCGGGGAGGCGGGAGGCGCGCUGGCGCCGACGGAGGCGAUUCCCCUGCUGCGCGGGGAGGACUGCCGAGGAGGGGAGAGCAAUGCGGUGCUGAAGAAGGAGGCAGGUGGGGCUCACAGGAAAGAGGAAGGGAGUGGAGGCGCGAGGAGGACAGGCGAGGCAGGAGAGAAGGUGUGCGGUCACCAGAAGUCUCGAGGGCAGCAGAGAAGGAGCGACAGCGAGAGGACAGAGGGCGGCGGUACCAGGAGCGGUCCCCUGCAAGGGGAGAGAAGCGUCGGGAAGAUGCAGAGAGGCGCUGGGAGGAGCGUGAAGAUGCCCGAGGGAGGAGCCCUAGCCCGAUGGGCCCGAGGAGGCUUGGGCGUCACGGCGAAGGAUCUGCGGGAGCAAGAGCGGCUAGGGAAGGAUUAG